AUGACUGCUCCUCUCAAUGUCCCUAAGCCUGAGCUGGCAGAAUACUUGUGCUGGCGGUGUCAGCUGCGAUACAAAGGUGUGAAGGACCCAGAGCAAUACAAGGCUGCGGACUGGGUGGGCCCACCCUCAGAGGAGGAGUGUCGAUCCGAGCCGGAAUAUCUGUGUGGAGGCUGUUUUGGUCUACUAGAGGAUCCCUGGGUCUCUGGGCACGAGAAUCGGGUGAUGGAAGAGAUUGUUGCGGCGAUCGAUGCAUCAGGGUUUGAGGAUACCUACGAUCUUGUCCUCUCAACUCGUUUAUCACCUGCUCUGGUCGUCCGAGGAUUCAUCGAGAAGGUCCUCUACGAGCGAGGGGAAGUCGAUGAGGUACCAGAGGUUCGAGAGGUCCUCCGAUGGGUGCUCUUGCCUGAGCUUCAUCGCAAGAUGCGGGCUAUGACCCCUGGCCUGACGGAGGAAACUCUUGCAGGGUCAGGCCCAGUGGCGGAAGCUUUCUUCAGGGUGAAUUCUCCGGCUGCUGACCAGUUGGAGUGCUCAGUGUUGGCCAGUGAACAACGCAUCAAGCCGCCAUCGCGUUGGAAGGACGAUAGGAAAUUUGCUCGGAAGGGAGGGAAGGGUAAGGGAAGGUGGCGCAGAGACAAGGACAGGCGAGGGUCCUCUAGCGACCCUACCAAUGAGGAGUCCUCCCCUGAAAGCUCCGAAGAGUUGCCAUCAACCAAUACCAUCAUUAAGGCGAUGAAAGGGCAGAGUUCCGACAGGCUGGAGACUCUACUAGGUGGUGAUGCGAUCUCUGAUAAGGUUGGGGAUGGUCACUGGAUGGCAGGUGUUGAUGACCUUGCCCAGUGCAUGAGGGCAUACCCCAACACGACAGAUGAGUUCAGACCAACGCUGGAGGCAGUGAUCAGUCGUGAUAGCAUAUAUCUCUUUGGGAGGUAUAGGAAGUUCAGUCGGAAGAUCUCCCAGACCCCCUGGCUGGUCCAUGAUGGAAGCAAACCCCGUAGUCGGUGUGAGACCUCUGCCUCGGAGAUUGCGCUGAAGCCGAUCUGCGAGGCCCUUGGAGCGGACUGGACACGCUGUAGUUUCUGCAGUGCUGGUCGUGAGGAUGUCGAUGUACGUAUGCUCGGUAAUGGUCGCCCAUUCGCUGUGGAGAUCCCUGAGGCCCAUAGGAAUCUGCUCUUGCCGCACCACAAGGUGUCAUGGGAUGCCCUUGCGGCCAAGACGGACGCCUUUGAGGUUAUGUUCAUCCAUCCGGCGGACAAGCAUGUGAUGGAGUGGUUGGGCUGGUCUAGUGAGCGCCACACUAAACUGUACGUAUGCAUGGUGUGGAGCGAAGACCCGGUCACAGCGGAGGUGGUGGCUCGCGUGAACGCCAUGAAGGAAGUCGAAAUACAGCAGCGGACUCCCCUUCGAGUUAUGCAUCGACGAGCCAACGCCAUGCGAAGGAAAAUGAUGCACAGCAUAACCUGCGAGAUGGUGAACCCUCAUUAUCUCAAGGUGUCCCUUGCAUGCAGUGCCGGAAUGUACAUCAAAGAGUUCGUCCAUGGCGAUUUCGGUCGGACCAGACCGUCCAUGGCCGAUCUACUCAGCUCGAAACAUUGUGAUAUACUGCAGUUGGAUGUUGGUGACCUCGUUGAGGAAGAGGACAUGAAGGACUACGUCCCCCUCAAGUGUCGCGAGGCAGAGCGUCAGACCGAGCUGGCGGACAGAGCGGCUGCAAGCUCAUCACCAGAAGAAUAAGGAUAAUCAGGAAUGUCCAGUGCGCUAAUGAGGAGGUCUCUCACUGUCUCUACC
Molecule: messenger RNA, 1785 nt
Organism: Perkinsus marinus ATCC 50983
Lineage: Eukaryota; Perkinsozoa; Perkinsida; Perkinsidae
Exons: 12
Coding region: 1-1731 (576 amino acids)
Biological process (GO): tRNA pseudouridine synthesis
Molecular function (GO): RNA binding; pseudouridine synthase activity
Source: RefSeq, a predicted model, not a curated record